ACACGUCGGUUUAUUAAUUAGACUAGCGGAGAGAGGCGGAGAGAGACGCCGAGGAUGCAGAUGAAGUGAGGGCGCAGCAUCCACCGGUCGCCACCAUCUUCUCCCUGCAGGACGUCGCGUGUCGCCGCUUCAUUUCCCCCCUUGAGGAUCUGAUACCGGCUGUAAUCUGAGCCUGCAUGCCUGCAAAACCCCCAAGACCCCCCUCCUCCCUCCUCCCUCCUCUGCUCUGCUCUCCAUUCUGCGAUGCAUGGACUGCCAAUGCGUCACACUCGUUCGUUCCGCAGGCGCGUCGCGACCUUCUCGUCUCAUGUUUAGAUGAUGAAAUUUGCUGUGAAAAUGCGGCGUCACGCUCCUCACUCCUGCACAUCACAUGGACUCUGUAGCCUUCAUGGUUUCUGUUAAAGGCGGCAGUAAACCCGCGGUUUGCGCGUCCUUGUUCGCCUCUCCGGCCUUUUGUAUUUCUGCGUUCCCGUUCGCCGCUCAUGCGUCGCCGCUUCCGCGUCACCGCAUGCGCUCCUCCUCCCCACAUGGACUCUGAAAGCUACGUGAAGCGCGCGUCGUCUCCGCGUCUACGCCCUCGCUCUGCCGCUGAUGCGGUGCGCCUGGGUGAUCGCUAUCUCCUCGUCCUGGCCGGUCAGUGAUCCUCUGGUCCGGGGGGGCAGGUGUCCGCAGAGAGGCAGGAUGGUGCGGAUCGCCAGCGCGCUGGGGCUCGUCAUGUUCAGCGUGGCGCUGCUCAUCCUGUCGCUCAUCAGCUACGUGUCCAUCAAGAAGGACUUUCUGCUCAGCACCCCCAGAUAUGGACCUAAUGGAGGACCCAGGAUGUCCAUGUUCCACGCAGGGUUUCGCGAGAGGCCGCCUCGCAAACCUGACCUGAGCUCCCAGCUGGCGUUGAAGUAUCUGGAUCCAGCUUUCACCCCUCUGACCAACGCUCUCAGCGAGGACCUGCAGAACUCUUCCAGAUGGACCUACAACAGCUCUGCUUUUCUACAGCUAAAAAAGGAGAUCGCUCAAUACAUCGACAUCCCCCAUAACUUUACAUUGAUAAGAGACUCAGUCCGAAUUGGACAGCUGAUGCACUACGACUACUCCAGCCACAAGUAUGUCUUCUCUAUCGGCGAGAACUUCCGCUCACUCCUCCCGGAGGCCUCACCGAUCCUCAACAAGCACUACAAUGUCUGUGCCGUGGUCGGCAACAGCGGCAUCCUCACCGGCUCGCGAUGUGGACCCCAGAUCGAGAAGUUUGACUACGUCUUCCGCUGCAACUUUGCACCAACUGAGAUCUUCAAGAAGGACGUUGGACGGCGGACCAACAUGACCACCUUCAACCCCAGCAUCCUGGAGAAAUACUACAACAAUUUACUGACUGUGCAGGACAGGAACAACUUCUUCCUGAGCCUGAAGAAGCUAGAUGGCGCCAUCCUGUGGAUCCCGGCGUUUUUCUUCCACACGUCAGCCACAGUGACGAGGACGCUGGUCGACUUCUUUGUGGAACAUCGAGGUCAGCUGAAGGUCCAGCUGGCCUGGCCCGGAAACAUCAUGCAGUAUAUUAACAGCUACUGGAAAACCAAGCAGCUGUCGCCGAAGCGCCUGAGUACCGGCAUCCUGAUGUACACGCUGGCGUCCUCCAUGUGCGACCAGAUCCACCUGUACGGCUUCUGGCCCUUCGGCUGGGACCCCAACACGGGAAAGGAGCUGCCGUACCACUACUACGACAAGAAGGGCACCAAGUUUACCACCAAAUGGCAGGAGUCCCAUCAGCUGCCCGCUGAGUUCAAACUCCUCUACAAGAUGCAUACAGAGGGCCUGCUGAAGCUCUCCCUCUCCCACUGUGCUUAGGGCUCAAACAGAAACAGGAGCAGUGCUCCUUCAAACCCCUCUAAUGCCUCCACAGUUGUUGAAAUGACGAGGCAGACAAAGGAACAUCUUGGCUGUGAGGCUGAGUGGGUGCAAUGGGUUCUUAAACUGUUUCCAGCCCAAAAGCCCCGCUUGACAAAUCGUUUGUACAAACCGCAACAGCUCAAGAGACAAAGAGUCUAUUUGUUUUCUACUGCUCCAGAAUUUCAAAGGCGAAAAAGGACCACAGUUUUGGAAAAGAUGGCUGCAGCUGGACUUUUCGGCAGCUUUGCUUUCCAGCAGAAUAUCACAACCUUGAAUUGCUUCAUGGUGUUUUUAUCACUCAUCGCUCUGAGGACUACAACUACAAAACAGCAGGCUGACUGUAAAAACUACAAAAGCGCUGUGUUAAAAAGAAGCCAGAUCUCCAUGUGACCAACAGUUCGGGAGGACGCCCUGGCAAAACAAGUUGAAACUGGCUCAAUAAUUUAAUCAUUUAAUGCGGGAUCACAAAACAACUAAUCUGAUAUGUUAAAAAUGCACAAUGGACCACAUGUAGGAAGCGAUAAACUAACAAAUUUAUUGUCAUUAUUUUGAUCGUACCUCUUGAUUUCUCGCAUUUACCAGUGUUUUUUUUUAUUUAUUUUUGCUCAUAUCUUAGGCAGGAGGACAUUUUUUUCACUCUGACCAAGAUGAAAAAAAAAAACAUCUUUUCAUAGCCCGCAAAUUGCUUGUCCAAUGCAAAGAAACAUACGGUUUUAAUUUGAGGAAGAUUUAAAAAAUUGCAUGAAUACCAUAUACUCAAAUUUAGAUGAUUACAUAUGAGUAUAUGUUUUAUCUGGGUUUUUGAUUGUCCUACAAUGCCAGAACUGACUCACAUUCAAAAUCACAUUGGUUUAAGUUUAUUGAAUGUACGUCAACUUCACUACCCACCAAGUCAUUCUUAUUAAGGCCUUUUUUUGGUGCCAUCUCUGCUCUUGGGGAUGAGUAUUUGCACACGGCACAAAACCUGCCCUUAUAUGGUGUUUCUAGGGGGCAUUACCUAUGCUAAAAGACAUUUAUGAUGAUGCAGGAUUGAUCAUUCAGCACACCUGGGUUUAGAUAAUUAGGACGGAAUUUCUUUCUUUCUUUUCACAGAGAAAAUGAAAGAGAAAUGUAAGAGAAUGUUGCAGCUUAAGGCCCGUUGCUCAUAGAUUCCAUGAUAGAGAAAAAGAAUCACCGUGAUAACUUUCCCGUGUUGUAAAAUCUCAUAUUGUCCUAAACUACUGAGCAGUGUUGCAUCUGAUAAGCCUUCAAACUCAUGAAUCAAUUGCUCGUACUGGAAAUUCCGUUAGUACAAGCAACAUGCACCCACCAAAACAGGCCCUCCCAUUGGUUUUAGUGCUGCCAUAAAACAGAAAUAUGGUUUGAAGUAGUAGUAACCUGAACAUAGGCCAGAGCCACAGCUUUCAAGUUCUACUGGCUUGAUUCUCUGAAUAUGUACAAUCACAAGCUGUGUGACUUGGGACCAUAAGGUAAACUUGAAGAAGUUGACAUUAAUCAACAGGACUAGAUUGGACGACCCCCACAUGCUCUCACUCAAUGUAUGGACAAUUUGAUUAACAUUACCUGAGGUGAAGUAGCCUGAUAGAGAUACCAAGCGUAAGAAGAAACUCCUGAAUGUUCAUGUACAAGACUUGAAAUACAAAGUUAUGUGUAGAAUGCAAAUUGAUUUACAAGAGAAAUCACCAGCAAGUAUCCUCCUAUUUACACAAUUUCUGAUCAACUGAUGACUCUGAUCAUUAGGUGGAUAUGACAAGCCUACAGACAUAUAAUAUAUCCAUAACGUCAACAGGAAAUACUUUAUUUACCCCAAUAACACAAGCAUUUUAGCAUAAAGGUAUACAAUCUCAAGUAGCCCUUUUCAACCAAGCCGGUUCCCGCCGGUGCCCAAUCGCAAACCUGUUCUAUGGUUUUUGACCCCUAUAUCGUAGUACCGGCCCUCUGCCAGGAAAACUGGUUCCACAAUGGCACCAACUCUCUGCUGGUCUUGAACCGUGAACCGCUUAUGUCAGGGCCUGGAGGCGGGGCUAUCUGACCAACAAGAGUAACUUGGUGCCGUUGAGAGAGACCAACUAAAAUAUGUAUUCAUUAUUUGAUUUGUUUAACUGCAAUGUUAUUGAUACAGGCUAGCGGGCUAACACUAGCGGGCUAUUGCUAGCGUGCUAACGUUAGCGGGCUAUCGAUAGUGGGCUAGCUUAGCUUACAACAAAGUCCAUCAUUAGCAUUUUACGUUCAGUGUAAAUUAGAUUGUAUUGGGCGUCCACAGUGAUCCAGAUAAUCAGCACAGAUGUGUUGUAGAGACACAGACUUUUUCUGAAAAUGGGUCCUAUGUUCCCCAUGUUUGAGGGGUUAUGGUUAUGGUUAGGGUUAGGGCUUAGGGGUUAAGGUAGGGUUAGGGUUAGCUCGAGACCUGCAGGUUGGCCACCCCUGAUCUAAUCUUUCCUCGUCUAGGCUUAUUUGCAUAUGCGUGUCAAACAGCCGUAGGCCUACAUAGGUCUAUUUGCCAUGAAAUUUGGCAGUAAUGGUGGAAAAAGUAACAGACCGGGGAACAUAGGACCCUUUUUGGGAAAAGUGGGCAAAUAAUGGUCCUAUGUUCCCCAGUCAAAGAGGGGAACAUAGACACGCUCCCCUUUCCGAGAGGGCGGAGACAUAUACAGACGUAAAUGGUAACGUAAUGACGUGGCUCUAGUGAACAGGUUCAGAGCUGGUUUGCACAUAAACCAAUUGCAAAUCGGUCAGGCUCUAAUUAAUAUAUAAUUGCCUUAUUAAGUUUUUACAGCUAAAGUGUGAACAAGUUUCUGAUGAAAACCUCCAGCAGACACAAAGCAACAUCAUGAUCAUACGAGUUGUUUUUGUGUCCACUUCAUGAAUGUACACUCUCUUUUAGCUCUGUUUUUGGUCUCCACCAGCUCCUGAGAGAAAUAUAUGGUUCUUCAGCUGCUAAAUGUUCCACUUUCUUCACCGGGAGGGGUUAACUUAGUCUGUCUGCCAAUUAAAACAAUAAAUAGGAUUCAGCAGAAGCUCUCUAAACUAUCAGAGCUGAGGCUUUUUAAUAUCAUAUACACUUUCACACUUCACCACAAUAAACAGUUAGCACAACCAUAAUCUGUAAGGACACAAGUUAGAGGCAGACUGUGUCCAUGAGACGUCUUUAACGGUCAGAGAAGCACAAAGAGGGACAUGAAGUAACAUCUUGUCACUCAGUACCACAGCAGAGGCACCACAAAUGAACAUAAAGUCCACAAUGUAGUUUGGGAUUGGGCUGUGGGUUUAAAGUGACAGCUCUUCUUAGCCAGCACUAUGCAACUUAUCAGGAAGAUUCCCUUUCAAGCCACUAUGCUGCCAUUUCUUCCUUCUGUGUCCUGGUUAUUUAUUUGUAUUCCCUUCAUGUUUGAGUAUUUUUAAAACAUAUGAUCAGGAUGAAAGUUAUGUGUUAGAACUCACAGAUUGGCUACAUAAUAAGCACGAUAUUUCCGCUGUUGGUACUAAAUGUUCACACUUUCAAAAAAAUAUUGGAUGAACCCUCCAUCAAUCGGCAUCUGCGCCACGAUGGUGGUUGUUCUAAAUCAACCGCUUCAAACUGUUACUUGAAGCCUGAGAAGAUGGAUGUGUGAUCUUGCGUUCUCCAAUUCUCACAUGAUCAAGUGAAUGCUGCUGUGACAGUUAAAGGGAUACUUGGCUGGGAAUUUAAAUUUACCCUGAUUGUUAAUCAAAGGACUGUCGAUAAUUCAAAUCAGAAAUAGUUUCCUUUAACCAAUAAAUAGGACAUACACUGGACAAUAACCCUAUGUACUGAUGGGACAAUGUGAGAAACUGGUUAAGAAACAAAUACAAAAGAUCUUGAUUGAUUCUCACGUUGUUGGCAUUUUCAUUUGAUUUUAAAAUUUCAAACACGAGACAUGUUGACCUAUAUCUGAACCCAUCGGCUGACAACGACUUUACCUCUGCGGGAUAAUAGUCAUUAAAGAUCAGCGUAUCAGCCCCACCACACGAUUUUAUCCCAAUACUUGAGUCACGAUACGAUAUUAUUGCGAUUUUAAGCAUUUUGCGAUUGCGAUACAACAUAAUCUGAUUAAACUGUUUAACUGCAUUUUGUGUCCACAAAAUUAAAUUAAAUCAAAAAUUGUUUUGUCCAAUAAGAGAAAAUUCUCAGUCUGUUCAUCUCACUUCAGUCUUUUUAUUUCUCCACAAUGAGAGUCAAACCCACAGACUGACCAACAAAGUAUUCAGUCAAACUGAACUGAACUGAUAUCAAACAUGUAUGGACGACAACAACUGCAGCAUUUUAUCAAACUUUCAAAAACAACAAGCUUCACUGCAUACAAAAAAUAAAUCCAGCUUUGCAGCGUUAUUUCGAUAUACUUCCUGACAAGAUAUCCUGACGCCUACAGAUUCUUUAGAUCUGAGCCCGCUAUGGCCUCCAGAAAAAAGAAAAACGGCAAAAAUACUAACGUGCCAGAACGAUAAACAUUGAUACUUGGCGGCCAUGAAUCGAUAUAAUAUUGCCACGCAAAAUAGAAAAAUAAAUACUAUGCUGUAUCGAUUUUUUCCCCCACCUCUUAUGGUCAUGGCUUUGUCUUUCAUGCACCGCUCAUUGUUUUGAGACAUGAAUAUGCAGCUGGUGUUAAGAGACAACAUCUACGCCCAGAUGGUUUCUCUGCACAUGAAUGAAAAAAAAGCCAAUGUGUGGUCAAAAAUAGGCUACAAACAAAAAAAUCUUGUCCCAUUACCUACAGAUUCAUAUUCAUGCAUUAGGUUGAUGAUUCUGGUAUGGGGAUCCCUCCUUUGUUCUUCUUUUAUUUAAUUUCCCCCAUUAAAGAUUUUUUCCGUAAUUGAGGGAAUUGAAGGUCAGAGGGAAUCGUAUGCUGUACAGACUUUAAAGCCCUUUGAGGUACAUUUGUGAUUUGUGAUUUUGGGGUAUAUAAAUGAAAAUUGAAUUAAAUAUGUCGUUAGAGAGAUUGGUGUGAGACAAGAGGAUUUUAGAUAAUUUAAAUAAUUAAAACAAGAAUGCCACAUGCUCUCACAGCCAUGAAUUCCAAGUGUACAUAUUAACUACAAAUGUUUUGUGUCAUAUCAUAUGGCAGCGCUUCAGUUCACAGAAGUAGCGACUGCAAUUUUUAUCAAAUAAUGAAACGUUAUUUUGGGAUUGGAUUACAUUUUGGCUAAAGAAAGGUUUAAGUUUUCUUUAACCCCAGUGUUUUGUGGUAUGGAUGUUUUUCAUAUUAAUUAGUGUUAAUGAUUUGAAGUUCUUAGUGAUGUUUUGGUCCCCUGUGCUUUUUUUAAUGUGAGAACCGAUAUUUCUGUUGCUACAUCUCUUUUUAUCAUAUCCAGUAAUAUCCAUACAUACAUACUGUCAUCUGAAUUUUACAUCUGAGCAUUCUCCUCAAACAUACAUAUACAAUUUCAGAAUUUUAUUUUGAAAAGUCUGUCAAACCUCCAGGCCACAGAGCCCUGACAAAAGAGAAAAGGUGAAUUUUUCACACAUGAAACACCAUCUUACAUGUUAUAAAUUCACUCAUUUAUUUUUAGUCGUAUCAAAUGUGAUUUAUCAUAGAUACAUGUGCUGUCUUUUCAUGUUUUAACAUAUUUGCUGCAGUGUGUUGAUGAGACAACAGAAACAAGGGACUAUUUUUGUAAUCUGCAGCUGAACUUUAGCUGGUUCACCUCUUGUUUGUUGUUUUUCUUCGUCUCCGGUUUCAUUCUCCAAUGAGACAUCUAUGACUUGAAACACGACUUUUUCAGGACUUUGACAAAAAGAUUGUUGGCAUGAAGGUUAAACUUGAUGUUUAAUAAUAGUAAUAAUGUUAUUUUUUUGACUUUAGCAUAUUACAGACUCUUACAGAUAAUAAUAUGAUGUAAAUGUAUUUUAUUUUUGUCUUCUUUUUGCCACCUUUUAUUUUUGUAAUAUAAAGUAUCAGUCAGUAUCAGGUAACAUUUUUCCAGAAUGUAUUUUUGAAUGAUAUUAAUGAGGAUGGCUCCAUUCAUAUCGACAUUUCUGCAGAGAUCACUCUAUGAAAGGUAAUAUAUACUAGAACCACAUAUGCUGUAGAUUUACAAAUAUGUUUUAUUCAUCCAAUACUUGAAGAAAAAUAUAUCUACUCUGUAUUUAUUUAAUCAUUUAGUCAUUAAAAUGAAUGAAAUGAUCAAUUUGACAAA
Centropristis striata (black sea bass) is the source of this 8031-nucleotide messenger RNA. RefSeq names its product ST8 alpha-N-acetyl-neuraminide alpha-2,8-sialyltransferase 3 (gene st8sia3). Gene Ontology annotation, molecular function: alpha-N-acetylneuraminate alpha-2,8-sialyltransferase activity. Bases 592 to 1836 code for a protein of 414 amino acids. The record is from RefSeq and is a predicted model, not a curated record. NCBI's taxonomy places the organism in Eukaryota, Metazoa, Chordata, Actinopteri, Perciformes, Serranidae. Gene Ontology annotation, biological process: oligosaccharide metabolic process; N-glycan processing. The transcript has 5 exons.